AUGCAGCUUCAGGUCUCAGCCGCAGGUAGCCUGAGUGGCACAGACGCCGACCAGGCUGACUGCCUACCGCAAGUCCUGAACGCUUCGUGCGUGUCCAAGGCACUCUUGCCAUCAGUCUCGGCACAGUCGUGGGAAAUUCAGCCCAUCAUUGACUUCACAAAACCUCCGGCUUUCACGCGGCUAGCCAUGUCGGAUCCCAGCAUGUACACAGUAGGCUGGAUAUGUGCAGUCGGGACAGAGCUUGUUGCCGCCACCGCAUUCCUUGACGAGGAGCACGACGCCUUGGAACAGCAGCCCUCCACUGAUAAUAACACGUACAUCCUCGGCCGCAUCUGGAAGCACAAUGUUGUCAUUGCAGCGCUGCCCCAUUGGCAGUAUGGACUGGUCAGUGCUGCGACCGUUGCUCGAGACAUGCUACGCAGCUUUCCCAACGUGCGACUUGGGCUAAUGGUCGGAAUCGGCGGUGGUGCACCAAGCCCAAAGCACGAUAUUCGGCUGGGCGAUAUCGUUGUAAGCUCACCGGGCUACGGCACAGGUGGCGUUUUGCAAUAUGACUACGGCAAGACUAUCCAAGGCGAGAGAUUCGCUAUGACAGGGUACCUGAACCAGCCGCCGCAGUGCCUUUUGACGGCGAUUUCUGUCCUUGAGUCUCGGUAUGAGAGUGACGGUCAUACUAUCAAUGCAGAUAUCGAACGUGUUUUCGAAAAGAAACCAAGGUUGCGAUCGAAAUAUCAAAAGCCAGACUCGUACACAGACAAGCUCUAUCACUCCUCCUACAGACAUGCUGGGGGCAAGAGUGACGACUGUGCGAUUGUGUGUGAUAAUGCCGAUAGUUUGGUUACCCGACGCCAGCGAUCACAGGUUGAAGACAGCCCAAUGAUUCACUUUGGCCUUAUCGCAUCCGCAAGCCAACUGAUGCAAGACGCAGAUAUACGCGACAGGCUUUCAACGGAGAAAGGUAUCCUUUGCUUUGAGAUGGAAGCUGCUGGGCUGAUGAACCACUUCCCAUGUCUUGUAAUCCGUGGCAUUUGCGACUAUUCAGACACGCACAAGAACGAGGCAUGGCAAGGUUACGCAGCGAUGGCGGCAGGUGCCUACGCAAAGGAUCUCCUUCGUAAAGUAGCGCCAAAUAAGGUUGAGGGUGAGAGGAAGUUAGCCGACGUUCUCUCCCAAGUAACGGAAGAGCUGGGAGCAAUUGUCCCCAUAAUUCAUGAUACGCAGACACGGAUUGAAGAGAUCCACGUCGACAAGCACCGUGACAAUAUCGCAAGAUGGCUGAAGGCGCCCGACGUUUCCAGCAACUUGAACAAAGCACUAGAGGCGCGCCAUCCUGGUUCUGGCCAAGGCCUCAUCCAGACGGAGUCCUAUCAAAAGUGGAAAACGCAAUCGAAGUCCUUCCUUUGGUUGAAUGGAAUUCCCGGGUGUGGCAAGACGAUCCUCACAGCUACUGUGAUCGAGGACCUGCGGGCUAGCUCUCAGCCUCUUCUCUACUUUUAUUUCGAUUUCACCGACAUCGAGAAGCAGCGCUUCGAGAACACUAUCCGCUCCCUUAUCAGUCAGUUAUACCACAAUAAUCAAAGCGCGAGAGAGGAACUGGGCUCUCUGUAUUCUUUUUGUAACGGUGGCAGCCAGCAACCCCGCGAGAACCAGCUUCAAGCAACUCUCGUGAAAAUGAUCCAGCAAUCUGGUGAGGUAUGGAUCAUCCUCGAUGCACUCGACGAAUGUACAUCUCGGGAGGAGUUACUUCGCUGGCUCCGAGGCAUUCGAACCGAACAGGUGAACUUCCAUAUCCUUGCAACAAGUCGGCCAGAGCGAGAUAUCACGUCAGCUAUUGAGCAGUUUAGUUCUGACGAAGAACAGAUCGCUAUUCAAAACGAUCUCAUAACGGCUGAUAUACGCAGCUACGUCCAUAAACAUAUCAGAGAACACGAAGAUUUCCAACUUUGGAAAACAAGACCAGACAUUCAAGAAGAGAUCGAGUCAAAUCUCGUAGAAAGAGCUGAUGGAAUGUUUCGCUGGGUUUGGUGUCAAAUCACAGCUUUGAAGCGGUGCCGCGAUCCCAUUACAUUGCGAAAAGCGCUCGCAUCGCUUCCAAAGACGUUGGACGAAACGUAUGCACGGAUCUUGAGUAGCAUUCCAUCAGAAUAUGUCGACCAUACAAUACGAAUUUUGCAAUUUCUAACGUACUCGGAACGGCCACUACGAGUUGAAGAAGCUGUGGAUAUGAUUGCGGUCAGAGUAGGAGCAAAUAUAGCAAAGGAGUCCCGCUUCAAAACACAAGAUAGAAUGCCGAUCCCCACCGAUAUUGUCGGAUACUGUUCGAGUCUGGUUGUUCUCGUUCGAACAAGAAACUGGGAUAAUACAAGGACCACAGGUGAAGUGGUGCAACUAGCACACUUCUCAGUGAGGGAUUAUCUCACCUCAGACCGUCUAGAAAAUGAUACUGUGCAGUAUUUACAGGAAAUGCCCGCCCGAAGCUCCAUUGCGGAGGUUUGCCUGACAUACCUGUUAGCACCUAAACCAAAUCAUUUAGGCGGCCAGAUUCCUGACUGGAGAGAUUCUGAGGCAGUGUCCAGCUCGAUUCAAAGCGACUACCCUUUCUCUCGAUACUCAGCACAAUACUGGACUAGUCAUGCUAUCAAAGUGGAGCACAACAGCGACUCUGUUUUCAUGCUUGCGAAAGAGCUUUUCUCAAGCGAAAGUCAGUUUGCAAUCUGGUGCUCCCUUGCCAAGCCGGACAUACGAAUUGUAACUAAGGGAUCACCCAUAUAUUUUGCCUCACUCUACGGCCUACUGCGGUGUGUACACGGGUUACUAGAAAACGGUGCCAAUGUGAACGCCCGCGGCGGAUUCUACAUGUACCCAUUGCAGGCUGCUUCAGUCUACGGACACAAGGAUAUUGUGCAGCUACUGUUAGAUGCAGGGGCGGAUGUUAAUGCUGGGGGCGUAUUACACGGCAACGCAUUACAGGUUGCUUCAGUCAGAGGACACAAGGAUAUCGUGCAGCUGCUGUUAGAUGGAGGGGCGGAUGUUAAUGCUGGGAGCGGAUUAUACGGCAACGCAUUACAGGUUGCUUCAGUCGAAGGACACAAGGAUAUCGUGCAACUGCUGUUAGAUGCAGGGGCGAAUGUUAAUGCUGGGGGCGGAUUAUACGGCAACGCAUUACAGGUUGCUUCAGUCGAAGGACACCAGGAUAUCGUGCAGCUACUAUUAGAUGCAGGGGCGGAUGUUGAGGACAACGCAACAAGGGCUGCUUUGAUCGAAGGACAUAUGGAUAUCGUGCAGCUACUGUUGGAUUAUGGGGCUAGUUAG
Neoarthrinium moseri is the source of this 3312-nucleotide messenger RNA. RefSeq lists its product as uncharacterized. Gene Ontology annotation, biological process: nucleoside metabolic process. Gene Ontology annotation, molecular function: catalytic activity; protein binding. The transcript is spliced from 4 exons. NCBI's taxonomy places the organism in Eukaryota, Fungi, Ascomycota, Sordariomycetes, Amphisphaeriales, Apiosporaceae. The record is from RefSeq and is a predicted model, not a curated record. Bases 1 to 3312 code for a protein of 1103 amino acids.